GACAAUUUGCAUGCUUUCCGUCCAGUUGAAUACAKUACCUUACUUGUUCAGCAGGCAUUGGCAACGAGGGAGCCUUGCAAUAAGUAGAUCGYCUGGAUUUUUCUUUGUUGGUGUUGCUACUAGCAUUAGGAAAGGAGAAYAAAACCAGCCGACUUCUUGAAGAUGCUGAAAUUUUCGAAMCGCCGUCGCUCGUUAAAGRAGCAAAGAAUGGGAUAUUMUAGUUUCAUGAGAACGGUCGCCUCGAUAUAUKUCGUGGCAAGUUCGUUGACAAUAGUGCAUGGAUUUGUAACGCAUCAUGUCAUYCAGCAAAGACAGAUUUGCCAAUUCUCGCCUUCGUUGCCAUCGUUGUCGACAGACACUUCUCUGGCCAGCGUAAAAGAGGAGGGUGUUCUCGAYCGUUUCACGAGUCCGAAGAUUGACGAUCCCGUGCUUCCUUUGACCGAGGCCGGAAUCGCGCAGGUCGUGGCCCCGACUUUUCAAUUGAUCUGGUUGUCAUCCGCUAAAUCCGCUUUUCCUUCUUGGACUACUCCUAUCUACGACUAUACAUUCGUUCCGCGAGGAGCCCUCUUGGCUCCCACCCUAGUUCACGGAGCAGGACUCGCUUGCUGCUGGAUUCUGGGGUGUCUAGCGGUAAARGGUUACGAAAGAGAAACAUAUGAGGCAGAGCUUCCACAGGUGGUUUUGUCGACACUUAAAGCGGGAGCAUUCGCCUGUGGACUCCUCAUCAUGGGUACGCAAAUAGAUCUGUACCAAGAAAUGGGAGGCUAUGUUCAAUUUGGAGAUUCUCCCGAAACGGAUUUGAGAAUAAACUUAGCCCUGAUUGAAAUUAUCAACGAYAUUUUCUUUGAGGCUACCACUCUCUUGGCGUGGCGAGUACUACGYUCAAGAAUUGAUGGAUUGUAGAGAAGAGAAGCUUUGCUUUAAUCUAAUGACAGGCACGGAUUCAUUUGCUUAAGUUUCAGUCAGCGCUGAUUUAUUAAAAUGAAAAAAWUUUCUACCUCGUCAUUCUCGUUCUUCGCCGUCGCCGCACGCUACUGUGUUGUGGUGGUAGAUAUUGUUCGCUUCCGUUGUCACCUGCAACAUUUUCACCGCUUACURGAAUUCUAACAUCGUGAUCAAUUGAAAAAGUUUUGCCAACAGCAAAAUCAGCUGACCACGCCAAAAGCAUUCCCCAUGCAUCGUCUAAAUCUGAUGCAUGUGUUCGAAUUGUAUCAAAGAAUCCACUUUUAUGGUGGUGACUGUGACAAGUUCGCCAUCGUUUCACCACCGCCGAAUCCUUGAAGAGAACAUAAAAAGAAGACGACAAA
Molecule: messenger RNA, 1307 nt
Organism: Pseudo-nitzschia multistriata
Lineage: Eukaryota; Bacillariophyta; Bacillariophyceae; Bacillariales; Bacillariaceae
Source: the annotation of a GenBank genome assembly